Molecule: messenger RNA, 3209 nt
Organism: Cyprinodon tularosa
Lineage: Eukaryota; Metazoa; Chordata; Actinopteri; Cyprinodontiformes; Cyprinodontidae
Product: ankyrin repeat domain-containing protein 61-like
Exons: 5
Coding region: 917-2080 (387 amino acids)
Cellular component (GO): cytoplasm; nucleus
Molecular function (GO): protein binding
Source: RefSeq, a predicted model, not a curated record
GCAGCCGCAGCCUCUCUGUAUGCACUGCAGUCAGUGUGACAGAAACAAAGAAUUAAAAAUACACGGAUGCGAGAUCAAAAAGUUGAACGCAGCUGAUAUGAACCGGGCUCAAACGUGCAAAAAAAAAAGAAAAAUGAUUAGACUGGAUUUAUUUAUUGUGGUAUUUUUAUAUAAAGUUAUGUUAUGAAAAUCUCACCCUGAUCCUCCAUGAUCCUUGCUGCCACAGUUAAAUAUUUAACUUAUUCUAAUAAAUCAGGAUAAAUAUUUAUUCGAUGUGUGAUGCAUCAAUAAAGCCACAACGCUCUACUGGUUUUUGUCACCAAGCCAGGUGAACAGAGAACUGUAACAGCUUCAAAAACAUCCUGUUUCAUCUAAUCGAGGCUUACGUCUGCAUUGUUUUUACAAGUAUGUUUUUAUAACAAUAAUGAACUACAGGGCAUUCAUGCAAAUGUUCAAAUUUAAAACAGGAGAGAAUACCAAAUCAACCACUAUUAAUAAAUAAAACCCUAGUUUUUACUAACAAAAAUAAAUGCUACACUGGCAGUUUUUGCAAAGUAGUAACCGCAUCCCAAAAAUACAAAAACAAGAGACACAAACACAGAGGGAGGGUGUCAACACCCCCCCUAAAGAGGCCCCGACUGCAGGCAGGAGUUAUCAGAUGUAGGAGGAAGCCUGAGCAUCAAGGUUAGACCAGUACAGCCCAAUAUGAUGAAAUUAGACAUGAAAAAACAAAAACAAACCAAAAACACUAAAGCAGAAGUAGUAAAAGAAAACAGCGAACACAAAGAAAGAGGAAGCUGCUGAUUAUUCUACAAUAAGUCUUCAGAGCUGGAGCAAAAUAACCAGAAUUACUUGAUUCGAAGCCACCAUCUCUUUAAAGAAGAAACUGAAGGAAGUAAGUCUACGAAAACCAGCAAUGGGCGAGGAGCAGCGCAAAGACAGAUAUGUGGAAGGUAGGGUAACCAAAACGUACGGUAAUGAAUUCUACACGGCUGUCAUGAAUGAGAACGUCAGAGGAAUUGAAGAGAUGGUGAGGAAAUAUGGGAGCAACUGUCAGAUUGAGAUACAGGAAGGUGCAUCUGGAGCAUUCUGGAAGGGCUCCGUCUGUCCCCUUCACCUGGCUGCUGCCUUCAGAAGAGCACGGAGCAUUCAGAGUUUGCUGUCAGCAGGAGCUGAUGCAGACUUUAAAGACCAGCUCGGUCGGAUUCCACUACAUCUGGUCAUCAUCAACUGGCCGACUGCCUUAAUGACCCGGAAAAAACCUUCCUCCAAGUACUGGAGCUCUAUGCUGAGAGAAAGCAGGCAGGCUGAGGCCUGCUUACGGCUCCUCUGUGAUCAUGGAGCUAAUGUCAACACACGGAUGGAUGAAAAAGGUCAGCCAACGGCUCUUCAUGUCUCGGUACGUUACAAAGCCCUGCCUGCUGUCUCCAUCCUGAUCAGCUAUGGUGCUGAUGUAAACGCUGUUGACAGCAGAGGGAUGACGCCGCUGCACAUGGCGGCAGGGAUCCUCCAUCAGGAAAUCACAGCAAGGUUGAUUCAUCAGGGAGCUGAUGUGAACACGAGGAUGCAGCAGUCUGGGAACACUCCUCUGCAUAUUGCCGUAGUUGCUGUGAUGACAAAGAGCACUAAAAUCCUGGAGGAGGACAUCAGCUGCAUCUCUGAGCUGUUGGAGCAUGGAGCGAAUGCAAACACCAUAAACAAGGCGGGGAUGUCACCAUUGCAUCAAGCAUGCAGCCUUGGCAAUGAGGAGCUGCUGGAUCUGCUGCUAAGAUACGGAGCUAGCGUCAAUAAAGUGAGCGGAGCAGGCGAGAGCUGUCUGUUUCUGUUUCUGGACCAGCGACCUAAUCUGAGGAACAACUCUCUCCUGAUGAAACUGCUUAGUCUGAGCUCCCCGCUCACAGUCUGCAACCAGAACGGCUGCUUACCUUCAACCUUAAAUCAGCAAUGUUUCCUCAAACAGAGAGAACAACUGUUCAACCUAACUCAGCAGCCAAAGACGCUUCACGAUAUUUGCAAAAUAUCAGAUCUAUCUGAAAUAUAUCAGAGGACGACAGAAAGAACUUCAAAAAAUCCUUCCUGAAAGCUUGUAUGCUUUUGUCUUUAACCAGUGGGAGAUCAUAAACCUUUCCUUUGUGGUCGACUGAAAUUGAUUUCCUCAAAAAAUAAAAUCAUCUAUAGGAAUGUGAUCUCCUGCUUAUCCAGAAUCCUUUCCUCAGAGAGCUCAAGCAUUAUUUAUAGGAAGCAAAAUCAUCUUUACAGCUUCAACUCAUUGAAGGAAUACAGUAAAUAACUCUGUACGCAAAAUAAAACAUGUUUGCUUGAUCUGUUUGCACCUUUUUGUUCUCUAAAAGAGCCAACUUAUUAUCAACUGUCACAGAUCCCCCAGCCUCACAGUAGUGCCUGUAGAAGACCCAGAUUUGGAUCCAGAACCAGGAGACCACAGAGGCCAUCUGAACUCAGACCCACCAACAGCCUUUGCUAAGCUUAUCUAAGCUUUAGAGAAGCUGCAGUUUUCCAAAACGGAGAUCAACAUAGUGUGAUCAUUUCCUGCGUUUACUGUUGUUUAAAGGAUGCUAGGUGGUAGGGCAGGACGAUAAACCGGUGUUCUGUCAGCUCAGCAUACCGCAUCAGGCCAGCAUACCCAUAAUAAUACACACGUGCACGCCUAUUACUGCACAAAGUCACAACCGCAUGGAAGAGCCAUCAGAUCACCAUACCCUUCAAAAAACACCAAAAAGUAGUCAUUAAUUAGUUUUUUUUUUGGACACGAGUAAAAAGGAUAGUUUAAAGUGUAUUUAUCGUAAUAAGCUUAAGAGAUACUCACGCGUUGAGGUAGCUUAAAGUUUAUUUAGAGAAGGGUCUACUGCCAUCUACUAAACGCGUCCCAUACUAAACACACGUCCCGCCCCGCUAAUGGAUGAUACUGAUUUGGACAUUACGUCAUCUCGGAUCCAGAGGCUUGGCAGAGAAGAAGGAAGAUUAAUUUAUGUGAAUCAAACAUGAGCAAGAUGCCUGCUAGUAACUUGGCCCAUAAAAAAGUUAGAGUAAUCUUGUUCAAUGUUGGGAUUAAAGGAGUAGAUCAUUCCAUGAUCAAAUUGCUGUACUAUUUUACCAAGUAUUUUAUUUUCUUAUAUCAUAUCAUUUUCCAGGCAUUUCUAAGUUAAUUCAAUAAAACAGCAUGAUUGGCUGUAAGGAGAGCGGAGACAGAG